This is a messenger RNA of Linum tenue, 494 nucleotides long. The record is from the annotation of a GenBank genome assembly. Lineage: Eukaryota; Viridiplantae; Streptophyta; Magnoliopsida; Malpighiales; Linaceae.
CCCUCUCCUUCUUCCUCCUCUUCUCGUCCUCUUUUCCAGACCAACGCCGCCCUCACACUCUCUCGGCCCUUCUCCUCCCUUCUCACCUGUAAACUCGACGAAAACGAAAGAAAAGAAGAAAAAGAUCGCCUUCUUUCUCUUCUCGUCUCGCUGGCCAUAACCGACCCAGAAGCUUAAAGAAAGGAAAGAACCUUUUGGUUCUUCCAUCUCCAAACCUCGAGCAGACAGACCCCACAAAACCUAUCCCAUUCCGAUGUGCUUCUCCUCUCUCGGCGUGGGACAGAGAACCAAACCACGACGACCCUAAAUCAAUGGGUUCGCUCAGGAUAAAGGGAGAGGAAGGAGGAGAGUGGGCUUCGCCACCGAGGCAACCGUUGCCGUCGGCGAUAGACUCCGCCGGACUCCCGCAGUUCCUUUUCUCGCUUGGUGUGUGGUGAGCCUUGAGUGGCCCUUUGAAGAGGUGGCUGAUACCGACUUGCAGGAGGAAGCAGGCU